Capsicum annuum is the source of this 2080-nucleotide messenger RNA. RefSeq names its product probable inactive poly [ADP-ribose] polymerase SRO5. NCBI's taxonomy places the organism in Eukaryota, Viridiplantae, Streptophyta, Magnoliopsida, Solanales, Solanaceae. The record is from RefSeq and is a predicted model, not a curated record. Gene Ontology annotation, molecular function: NAD+ poly-ADP-ribosyltransferase activity. The transcript has 5 exons. The coding region runs from base 638 to 1747 and encodes 369 amino acids.
AGGUCAAAAUAGGAAAUCAACCAAAAACAAAUUCAACGAACCCCAAAUCCCCUUAACCGCCAACCUCACACGCCUUCCCACGCAAGUUAACAAGAAAAGGUAUUUACAAAUCCAUCGUCUCAUAAAAACUCUGUGCUAUACAUAAAAAGAAACAAACAAAACCAACUUCACACCGCCCACUUGAUUAACAAGCAAGCACGCAAGCAAUAAACCUUUGGCGGUGUUUUCCGGUUGGCUAUUAAUUCCCUAUUUCUAUCAUUUCCUUCAUUCUUUUUCCCCAAGCUAUUAAACAAACUAAUAUUACAUAUACAUAUACAAAUCCUAUUUCUACUUUGAUUUGGUUCUACAAGAAUUUAACACUAGUAUAUAAUCCUCCACUUUUCUUGGCACAAUGUGCUUUUUGUUGUCCUAAGCAAGUAUUGAUUCUUUUUUUUUUCAUUGUGAAUAUUCUCUACUUUACAUUCUGUUCUUUUCUUAGCUACCUUCAAUUUGCAUUCCAUAAGAAUCAAAUUCUCUACGGGAAUUUGAUUGAACUUAAAUCGAACACUUGUUAGUUUUUUUUUUUUUUUUUUUUUUACCAAAGUGUCCUCCUCCAUCAACCAAUAGGAUUUCUAUAUUUCUUCUGAGAUAUUCUGUAAUGGACAACUUUGUUAAGCCUCAGUUCUUCUCUUUUCUUCGUGAGGGAGCAGCAGUUCAUCACAAAAUUAUGGCUCAGCCGGGAUUUGAAAAUCGAUUCGCAGAAUCUACGAGCUCAAGCAAUGAUGAAGUUCAAGAUGCGGAAGUUUCAGAUUCAGAGAGUUCAAUUGUUGGCUCGAAAGAUCAAGAGAAAAGUAGUACUGGUUUGAUGAGAAUUGAUGAAAGUGAUAAGGUAUACGGGAUUAUAUGCAACAAGUUUUUAUCGGGUUUGGGUUGUUUUGGAUCAUCAACGCAGAUUACGGCAAUUCAUAAGGAGACUUGUUCUAGCUUCACCAAGCAAGCGAAGCUUCAAUCGUUCAUAAUUUACUCGAAAGCUGUGGAGAAAAAGUGUGGAGGAAAUGCCAAUGUGAAGUACGCGUGGUAUGGAGCUUCGAAGGAUGAAAUUGACAACAUAUUCUCGUAUGGUUUUUCUCAUCCAUCGAACAAUGGAGAUUAUUCUGAAGCUAUAUGCCUUUCUCCGGAUGACAAUUCACUCGAUUGUCUGCGAAUUGCUGUUCCUGAUAAAAAUGGGAUAAGGCAUCUAUUGCUUUGUCGUGUGAUAUUGGGAAGAAGUGAAGUUGUUCAUCCUGGAUCAGGACAGUGCCAUCCGAGUUCCGAGGAAUUUGAUACAGGGGUUGAUAAUUUACUUUCUCCUAGAAAGUAUAUUGUGUGGACUACUCACAUGAAUAGUUAUGUUUUCCCGGAGUUCGUGGUCAGUUUCAGUCUCACCUCACACGUCAAAGAUUCUCAAAGGAAUGGAGUUCGUAUGGAGAAUCCAAAAUCACCCUGGAUUACAUUUCCUGCACUGAUUGCUGCCCUGUCGAAAUUCUUGCCUCCUCAGACGGUCAAGUUGAUUACAAAAUAUCAUAGGGAUCAUAAGGGGAGAAAGAUCUCAAGGCGCGACUUGAUUCAGCAAGUGAGAAAACUAGCGGGAGAUGAGUUGUUAACUGCAAUCAUCAAGUCCUGCAAGAAUAAGCAAAGCAAAGGAUCAGCUGGAAACUCAUCCACCACAAGCUCAAUUAACUUUGAACAACGAGAUGGAAGAUGCUGCGCUUGCCAGAAGAGUUGUUGAAUAAUUUUCUUGAUGAAUACACCGACAGAAGCAGGGAGAAUGAAACGUUAUAAGAUCGACAUCCACUAACCAAGCUAAGUGUGACGCGGAGGAAUUAGCUGCUGCUGAUUCAUGGGAUGCAAAGGAUGUUUUCUGACAAAUUAGUCUUUGAAGUUUAGCUCAAUUCCCCUCUAACCCGCAUCUCUUCACACGGUUCUUCUUCUUUUUUUCUUUUUUGCUUUGUAACCCCAAAGUGGUCUUAGAGUAACAGUCUAUCCCAAAGUAAUAGAUAGUUGUAAUAGUUCCCUGAUCAAUUCUUGUUGAUGUAGAGUAAAACAACAAAUUGCUGUCCAA